AAGAAAAGGAGAAGGAGGAAUGAUCGCCGCAUUGAUAUCGAAUGGUUCUGAUCUUGACUUGUCUUUAUAGACUUCAAACCCCGUUCCACCAUUCCCUUACCUCUUUCUCUCUUUUUUUCCUUUCAUUCCUCUCUCCCUCUUUUUUUUUCUCUCUCAGUUUUAAAAUGUCACAGCAACAACCAAAAAAAUUCGUUGAAAGCACUAUGGAUAGAAGCAGGUCAACUCGUUCUGCCUCACCUGUAAUGGAGGAUAUAGGUUCUCCUGCUUCUUCUUCAGCAGAAGAAACUUCUGUUGUUUCUUCACUCAAUACCCCUAACAUGAUAACCACUACAGUGACUCAUACUGGAGCAGGUGGUCGCGUGACACGGUCGCAAUCGGUAGAGUCAAGCGGUUAUGAAACAACAGACUCUAGAAAGCGGAAACGACACGCCAAACCUACUUCAGUACCUAACAGCAACAAAAAAAAAACAGACCCUUCAAAAAUGUUAACCUCAAGUCCGCCCCCUAUCUAUUCUUCUUCUUCAAGCGUCAAGGAAGAUACAGAACGCGAAACAAGAAACUCUUCUCAAAGACUAUCUAAAGAAGCAAGAGAAGCUAAAAAAGCUCAAAGAGAUCUUGUGAUUAAAGAAAGACUUGAAGAAUUGGAUAAACUUGAACAGGCUGUCAAGGAUGGAUCACAUUCAGAAUAUCACAAGUUAUUAAGCAAUAUUGAACAAAAGAGAGCCAAUAUGCUACAUGUCGUUGAAAAGCGUAGAUCUCUUGCAGAAGGGAUCGUCACUAACUUUUUUAAUUGGCAGAAAAAUGCAGCUUAUUCACAAUACCAUUGGGACAAAUUAGCCCUCCGACGAUCCAUGAUUCAGCAUGUACAACAUAAAAUGAAUAUAUUAGAACAAGAAUAUUAUUCAAAUCAUGUCCAAAGCUCUUUAGAUGAAGAACAUCUUACUGAAUGGGUUCCUCCAGAUAGACCUUCUAUGAUUAGUUCUUUAACUUUAGGUCUAUCUGAAGAAGAUGCUGACCAAGACCUUGAAUGGGCAAAACAAGACCCAGUUAUAGAAGAAAAGAAUAAUCCAGAUACGGUGAAGGCCUCCUCACCACAGAUACCAUCCUCUCAAUCACAAAAAGAAGCAUCUCCUCCACUUGAUAUGCUGGCGUCGCUGGCCGACGGACAACAAAAAAAGGAAAUGAAAGAGCCUUCUGAAAAGAUGUAUACUCUACCACCCUUAAAUUCAUGGCGAUAUAACAAUGACAAUGAAAGACCUUCAUUGCCUACUUGAUAUAUAUAUGUUUAAAGUAUGUGUGUA
Messenger RNA from Gilbertella persicaria, 1301 nucleotides. RefSeq lists its product as uncharacterized. The coding region runs from base 165 to 1274 and encodes 369 amino acids. NCBI's taxonomy places the organism in Eukaryota, Fungi, Mucoromycota, Mucoromycetes, Mucorales, Choanephoraceae. The record is from RefSeq and is a predicted model, not a curated record. The transcript is spliced from 5 exons.